Messenger RNA from Benincasa hispida (wax gourd), 2349 nucleotides. The record is from RefSeq and is a predicted model, not a curated record. NCBI's taxonomy places the organism in Eukaryota, Viridiplantae, Streptophyta, Magnoliopsida, Cucurbitales, Cucurbitaceae.
UUUUCCGAAGAGGAUCCUUUAGUAUGGGCAUGUCUUUUUGGCAUGCGUUAAUAAAGACGCAAACCCAAACAUAAAAAGGCCUCCUCUCCUAACCACUAAUUCCCCCUCUUUUCUCCUUUUUAACUCACUCACUACACAAUCAUAUUCAUUAUCAAAACCACAACCACACGGGAAAAGAAAAACUGAACAAAGCAAAGCAAAGCUCUUCUUCUUCUUCUUCUUCUUCUUCUUCUUCUUCUUCUUCUUCUUCUUCUUCUUCUUCUUCUUCUUCUUAGCUAAUUCAAUUAGCUAUGAGAGUUCCUAUUCCCAGUCAUCAAUCAUCCUUACCCUCUUCUACUCCUAAACUCCACUCCGAGCCCACCUCCGUCCUCGAUCUCCGCCGCAGCCCUAGCCCGGUGGCGCACGACAACCCCCACUCCUCCGUCCACGACCGCCACAUCAACAACAACAACCCUUCUCUAGAUUGGGAUGAACAUAAUCUUCACAAUUUAGAUUGGGACUCCAUCAUGGGCGAUUUGGGCUUACAAGAUGACUCCAAUUCUGCUCUCAGAAACACCAUCACUACCACCACCAACAAUAUUCAUCAUCUUCUUCCUUACACCUUCCCUGAAUUUCUCCAUUCCAACUCCUUGGAUCAAACCCCCCACCUUCUCCCCCCUGAUUUCUCCAUCUCUGAACCCUUUUCCACCCUCCAAACCUUCAAUUCCUUCAAUUUCGACCCCAAUUCCAACAACCCAUCUCUUGAUUUCCUCGAAGAUAUUGUUUCUGCUGCCGAUUGCUUCGAUUCCAACGAUUUCCAACUCGCUCAUGUGAUAUUGGAGCGCCUCAAUCAACGCCUUCAAUCCUCCUCCUCUGCUAAGCCCCUUCACCGAGCUGCUUUCUUCAUCAAAGACGCUCUUCAAUCUCUCCUCUCUCCCUCUCCCAACCGCCAUAAUCGCCUCUCUUCUUGGCCCGAUAUCGUCCAUACUAUCAAAGCCUACAAGGCCUUCUCUGUAAUUUCUCCCAUUCCCAUGUUUUCUCACUUCACCACCAAUCAAGCCCUUCUCGAAGCUCUCAACGCUUCCUCCUUUAUUCAUAUUGUUGAUUUCGAUAUUGGAUUUGGAGGGCAGUACGCCUCUUUCAUGAAGGAGAUUGCUGAGAAAGCAGAGUCCAAGAACAUCGUUCCACCGGUGCUCCGGAUUACCGCCGUCGUGCCUGAGGAGUUUGCGAUUGAGAGUAGGUUGAUUAGAGAGAAUCUCUGCCAGUUUGCUCAGGAUUUGAAAAUUCGAUUUCAUAUAGAUCUCGUGCCGCUUCGAACUUUCCAGACGUUGUCUUUCAAAUCUGUGAAAUUCAUGGAGGGGGAGAAGGCGGCGGUUCUGUUGACUCCGACCAUCUUCCGUCGUCUCGGGAGUGUAAACGUCAUAGCCUCUUUUCUCGCCGAUAUUCGGCGGGUGUCGCCGUGCGUCGUCGUGUUCGUCGACGGCGAAGGGUGGUCGGACUCUGGUGCGGCGUCGUUCAAGAAGAAUUUGGUGAAAAUUUUGGAGUUUUACGCGACGAUGCUAGAGUCGGUGGAUGCGGCGGGUGUAAGCAGUGAGUGGGUGCGAAGGAUUGAGACGUUCGUACUCCGACCGAAGAUAUUCGCGACGGUAGAAGAGGCGGGGGGAUUGGCGGCGCCGCCGUGGAGGGAAGUGUUCAACGGAGCUGGGAUGAGGCCGGUGGGGCUGAGCCAGUUUGCGGAUUUUCAAGCGGAGUGCUUACUUGGCAAAGUACAGGUUCGAGGGUUCCAAAUAGGCAAACGACAUGCUGAGUUGGUGCUGUGCUGGCAUGAGAGGCCUCUAGUCGCCACGUCGGCAUGGAGGUGCUAACUGUUUAGAAUAUUCAGCUUAUCAUAUUUGAUUAUAAAACUUAUAAUCACCACAAAGCAUUGACUACAUAAAAUUAAACUUCAGAGACGCCACUGAUUUUUUCUUUCCCUUUUUUUUUUUAAAAAAAAUAGAAAUUAGACAAAUAGAAUCAUAAAUUAUGAAGCAUAUAGAUAUUUCAUGUGAGGUAAAGAAUCCGUAUCGAACCGAUACUACUCCCAAAUACGUUUCUGACAUGCGAUUUAAUGUAUCUAUUGUUAUGCUUACUUUUUUUAAAGAAAAAAGAUAAACAACUCAUCUAAUCUUUUUCAAUUAAAACUAGACAGCUUAUUUAAAAAACUUACUACUUGAGUACAGAACUAAAAGAAAAAAAAUAAUAAAUAAAAGACCAAACCCUAGAAUAUCAUCCAAUCUUCAUCUUCACAUUUGAGUCCCCACAAAUUCCUCUAAAAUAUAACCCACUUAAAUAUUUCAACAAUUCAAUGAAUAAGUUCUCCAUUUAUCUUCA